GCCUACCACUAUAAAUGCCGGCGCGGGGGUUGGCGCCAUUGUGCUGUGGAACAGGCCGCAGCCGUGAGUGUCCCGAAGAACCCCCUGGCGGGCAAGUGUCUUCGGAUCUUUUGGUCUUCCCUUUCUCCCCCCCUUCCUUUCUCCUUUUUUAGGUCGCGGAGAUGCCGCGCGUGUAUAUCGGCCGCUUAAGCUACCAUGUGCGGGAAAAGGACAUUCAGCGCUUCUUCAGCGGCUACGGCCGCUUGCUCGAGGUCGACUUAAAAAACGGGUAUGGGUUUGUGGAAUUCGAGGAUUCCAGGGACGCGGAGGAUGCCGUUUACGAGCUGAACGGCAAGGACCUGUGCGGGGAGCGGGUGAUCGUGGAGCACGCCCGCGGCCCCCGCCGGGACAGGGACGGCUACAGCUACAGCAGCCGCAGUGGAGGAGGAUAUAGCAGUCGGAGAGCAUCAGGAAGAGAUAAAUAUGGACCACCUGUUCGUACAGAAUACAGAUUAAUUGUUGAAAACCUUUCCAGUCGCUGUAGUUGGCAGGAUUUAAAAGAUUUCAUGAGGCAAGCUGGUGAGGUAACCUAUGCGGAUGCUCACAAAGAACGAACAAAUGAAGGAGUAAUUGAAUUUCGUUCCUACUCUGACAUGAAGCGUGCUCUGGACAAAUUGGAUGGUACAGAGAUAAAUGGACGAAAGAUCAGGCUGGUUGAAGACAAGCCACGGUCAAGCCAUAGACGAUCUUAUUCUGGCAGUAGAUCAAGAUCACGUUCUAGAAGGCGAUCACGCAGUAGAAGUCGUAGGAGCAGCCGCAGCAGAUCCCGUAGUGCCUCAAAAAGCCGAUCUCACUCUAAAUCUAGGUCUCAAAGCAAAGAUCGUUCCCGGUCGAGAUCUAAAAGUAGAAAGUCAAGAUCAGAGAGUAAGUCUAAGCUGAAAUCUGAUGGAGGUUCACAAUCCCGCAGCAGAUCCAAAGAGAAGUCUGAGAAGUCUCACAGCAGAUCCAGGUCUGUGUCUCAGUCACCAAAAGAAAAUGGUAAAGGAGAAGCAAAGUCUAAAUCAAGGUCAAGGAGCAGAUCUCAUUCCAAUUCACCUAUGCAGCACCAACCUGCAAAGGCUCGAUCAGAGUCCCCACUCAAGAGGGAUGCAUCACGAUCUCGGUCACGUUCACAUUCAAAAUCUCGCUCACGUUCAAGAUCCAGUUCACAAGAUUGAGACUGGAACUCGUUUUCCUUUUCACAUGACUCUGGAACAUUUGUAUGCCAGGCUGGAAGUCUUUUAUGUUAGUAUUGGCGAAGUUGGCCUGCUUGAUUGGAGAAAGAAGUGGCCUGAAACUCAUAAAUGAGGCAAAGGUUUGAAAUAUCUAAAACUUUGUGCAGAAGUGGCAAAGAGCAAGAAAAGAUCCUCUUUUUGUAGAAAUUAGGGUAAAUCUUUGAUUUUUUUUAUAGUGUCCCAGCAGAAAGCUGCUGUGGAGUGGAAUAUGGGUUUUAUAUAAAAACUGAGUGCAGAAGGUUUUUGGAAGGGUAAUUCUUUAAGUGUUCCACUGUUAACAAUUACGGAAACUAAUUAAAUAGGCUAUGACUUGCUUCUAAAAGUGCAUGAGAGCCUUAGUGAACAGGUCAGAGAUGCUUAUGAGCUGAUGAAAUUUCUAACCAAGUUUGAGUUGGAACACUUCCUCUGUGUUGUACCUGAACUUGCCAAAAGUUACUUCUUUGCUCCUUUGUCACCACCUGGAGGCAGUAUCAAUAACCUAAUAAAAUGAUCUUCUCUAACUUUGCACGGUGCCUAAAAAAAUUAAGCUGACAUGAAGCGGUGACUCGUGAACAAAAUUCUAGGUGCCACAUGAAUUUUUGGUUCCCAAGUUACUUGGUUGCUCAAUUUGCUAUCAACUUCACUGCUGACAUUCUCUAUUUUAAUUAAGAGUUUUUUAAUUUUCCCUGAAAUUGAUGGCAGUCUUAAUGGACAAUCUAGAACUAGAUUUCCCCAUGCAGUUUAUGCAAGUGGUUAAGAAUUCAAACCUGAAUUCCCUUAAUGUAUGUAACAAAUCAUUUAGCAACAAUAGUGGAAUAUUAGCAUAGCCUUGUAAUCUUUAUACAAUGUGUAGUUUGGCUUUAUAAAAUUAAAUCAGUGACUCCAGUGUUUACAUUGUAGUAUAGCAUUAUUUGCUAGAUCCUGUUUUAAAAUAGAGUAACUUUAGGUCUGGUACCUGAGUAAAGGAAACUGAAAAUGGCUUAUGAUGCUGGUCUACCAAUGUUAUUGAUCACACAAGAUAUUGAAUAGUAAUUGAAAUAGAAAACGGAUGUCUCUUUUUAUGUAAGAGAUUGGUCAUCAAGCUGUGUUUGCUUUUUUUUGUAAAUACAUCACUAGGUUGACUCUUUAGCUGCCACUGUUAAAUCAGGAUCCAAGACCUAGAAACCUAAAUAACUCAGUUUCAGUACUGGUUUCACUAGCCUUGCAGGCUCCACUAGUGAUGCAUAACCAUCCUAUGCAGGAUGCUGUCAUCAGACCUGUUCUUUACUUCAAUUCUGAGUUUGAAAUAGAACCUAGCAUCCAUUUACAUUUAACAAAGUAAAUCCAGAUGAUGUGUUUCUCAAGGUGGCUUUUGUACACAUGGGUUUAAAUGAAGCUGGUGUGAGUCCAAUUUUGUUCUCUAGAAAGCAUGCAAAAUAGUGACUGAAGCUUGUGUAAACUGGUACACUGACAACUCUCACAAAGGGAGGGACAUAUUUAUUGCACUGAUUACCUAGUCCAAAUAAACUGAUACAUGGUUAGGAACCUUU
Rhineura floridana is the source of this 2761-nucleotide messenger RNA. It is a transcript of the gene SRSF6, whose product is annotated as serine and arginine rich splicing factor 6. Bases 162 to 1196 code for a protein of 344 amino acids. The transcript is spliced from 6 exons. Lineage: Eukaryota; Metazoa; Chordata; Lepidosauria; Squamata; Rhineuridae. The record is from RefSeq and is a predicted model, not a curated record. Gene Ontology annotation, cellular component: ribonucleoprotein complex; nucleus; cytoplasm. Gene Ontology annotation, molecular function: mRNA binding. Gene Ontology annotation, biological process: mRNA splice site recognition; alternative mRNA splicing, via spliceosome.